CGUCUUCAAUGCAGCUCCUUGGAUCGCUGGCAGACAUGUUUUUCCAAACGUUGGCCGUCCUCACCGUGUGUUCCGCUCUCGGAACGCGGUCCAGCCAGAGAUGCAGACCCUCUUUUUGCCGGGACGAGCCUGAAUGCUGCCCUGGGAGGAACGCCAGCGCUUGUUGCGAGCCCUCGGAGGACGGCGCCUACGGCCACGUCGCUACGGUUACUCGCAAGCUCUCCGGUGUUCUCAUCAUGCUUCUUCUCUUUGCCUUGGGAUACUCGGUCCAGCGUGUGUUGUGUUCCCGAUCGCGCCAGCUGAGCCCGGACGACGGCGGACGCCCGGCCGUCGCCGCUUCCCGGGAGCUGCUGAUGGAGAGCUCCACGCCGGACAGCCUCACGGAUGGCGGAACCAUGGCUUAUCUGCCCACGUAUGACCAGUGCAAGCAUCUACCCACUUACGAGGAGACGGUAGGGUAUGGACAAGCUCAUUCCUCAUUGAUGCUGCAAGAUGACUUGAAUGGCUUUCUGCUCAUCUUGAUGAAUAUUUCACCAAUACCUGAUGGCAGAUCCAGAAUAAACCAGUAAUAGCUUUUGUUUCGGUGCUGUAUAAACCCUCGAGGCAUGUCAUGUAGUAACUUGCCAUUUUAUUGAUUGCACAAGCACCGUUCAUAAUUCACCUUGCAGGCUUUGGAGAAGCAUUCCACGACUGAAAUAUUGAAUAUAAGUUUCCAAUAUCUGUGUUUAGUCGUUGUGAUCAUUAUUAUUUUUUAAACAUU
Messenger RNA from Syngnathus acus (greater pipefish), 760 nucleotides. RefSeq lists its product as uncharacterized. Bases 9 to 569 code for a protein of 186 amino acids. The record is from RefSeq and is a predicted model, not a curated record. Lineage: Eukaryota; Metazoa; Chordata; Actinopteri; Syngnathiformes; Syngnathidae. The transcript is spliced from 2 exons.